CUCCCCCACCCAUUGGCCUCUGGACCACCCCAUAGAAGGCCAAAUCCAAUUCGAUCAUAAGCGUUGAAAAAAAAGAGAUCCGGAAUCCGAGGUGUAAGAUAUUGUUGGGUUAUUCCUCGCCUUCCCUCUUCUCUGUUCGUUUCUUGUUUCUUCUUCCUCCGAUCCCAUUAGAAACCCUCACUGACUAGUCUUAGGGCUCUUUCUACUUAAUUUGGAAAGGUUUGGAGGAGAGCGAUGGCGAGGGAGAAGAUUCAGAUAAGGAAGAUAGACAACGCGACGGCGAGGCAGGUGACCUUCUCCAAGAGGAGGAGGGGGCUCUUCAAGAAGGCCGAGGAACUCGCCAUCCUUUGCGACGCCGACGUCGCCCUCAUCAUCUUCUCCUCCACUGGCAAGCUUUUUGAGUUCUCCAGCUUAAAUAUGAAGGAAAUCCUCGAAAAGCACAGUCUGCAUUCGAAGAACCUACAGAAAGUAGAACAACCAUCUCUUGACUUGAAUCUAGAGAAUAGCAACUACACAAGACUGAACAAACAAGUUGCAGAAGCAAGCCUUCAACUGAGACAGAUGAGAGGAGAAGAGCUCCAAGGAUUAACCAUACAGGAGCUGCAGCAGCUAGAAAAAACUCUUGAAACAGGAUUAAGCUGUGUGCUGGAAAGAAAGGGUCAACAAAUUAUGGAGCAGAUCAAUUGUCUUCAACAAAAGGGAAUGCAACUGAUGGAAGAAAAUGAGCAACUGCGAAAGCAGGUUGUGGAGAUACAGGUGGUGGAGAUGGCCAGAGCAGGGAGACAGGUGCUGACUGAUUCAGAAAAUGUUAUCUAUGAGGAUGGGCAGUCAUCUGAGUCGGUUACUAAUGCUUCACACUUGGGAGUGCCACAGGACUACGACGACAGCUCUGACACUUCCCUCAAAUUAGGGUUGCCGGUCCAUAACUUGAAGUAAUGGUGGGAGACUGUUCAUCGAUGGAGUAUUCUUUUUCAUUCUGCGCUACUUGGAAAGAGAAUACUUGCAAUCAUGUUUAAAGUCAUAGAUGAAUGGAAUAACAACCCGGUUGAGGGAGCUACGUACCACUGUACUUUUACAGGUCCACCAAUUGUGGGCUUACUGAGGUCUGUGUGGAUUGUGAUCUGUAUGUCAUAACCUGCUGCCCUUCGUUUAAUGGAUACAUUGCUAUCAGAAGACAGGCAUCGUCUUUGUUCUUAUAUGACUGGAAAUAUCUGUCCAUGGCAUGUAAUAUUAAUCUUUCAGCAUUAUUAUAUUCAUUGCUGAAUAUUGAAUGCUGAAGUCUGAACGGGAGAUGGAUGUGGGAGGAUUGAUUU
This is a messenger RNA of Phoenix dactylifera (date palm), 1313 nucleotides long. Its product is annotated as MADS-box protein SVP. Gene Ontology annotation, cellular component: nucleus. Gene Ontology annotation, biological process: positive regulation of transcription by RNA polymerase II. The record is from RefSeq and is a predicted model, not a curated record. Gene Ontology annotation, molecular function: DNA-binding transcription factor activity; protein dimerization activity; RNA polymerase II transcription regulatory region sequence-specific DNA binding. Lineage: Eukaryota; Viridiplantae; Streptophyta; Magnoliopsida; Arecales; Arecaceae.